Molecule: messenger RNA, 1937 nt
Organism: Serpula lacrymans var. lacrymans S7.9
Lineage: Eukaryota; Fungi; Basidiomycota; Agaricomycetes; Boletales; Serpulaceae
Exons: 7
Coding region: 63-1544 (493 amino acids)
Source: RefSeq, a predicted model, not a curated record
GGGAGGAAAAAGUGCCUUGGAACCGCGCACUUUCAUUUUUAUCUUCUUGCCAACCUUGCAAGAUGUCCAUCUUUCCCGUCGGGGCGCUCAUCACACCGGCCGAAUUCCAGCAUGGCCCUCAUAAGAACCUGAGUACCAAACCGGAUAACGGCCCACGAUUACCCUUAUUCACUUCCUCAAAUCCUCGCAAGAUGUCGUCCUACCGCCUCACAAAGCGUGGAAUACGCAUUCUCGCCCUCGUCAUCCUAGCAUUCAUCGCUUCCGUCGCCCUGGUGUUUCAGCAAGAUUUGCUUGGUCAACGUCUCCCUCCUCUUUACAAGCAAUUUCGCAAACAGGAACAGCACCUGACGCACUACAAUGAGUACGAGAAAAAGCCAAUCAAGUACCUUUGGGCUGCGAACCAUGCACAUAGUUCGGGGUGGGGCAAUGUGAUGCAGGACAUCAUCAUGGUAGCGCUUCUGGCCCACGAGACUAAGCGCUCAUAUGUAUUCGACGACUAUAUCUGGAGAAAGGAUGGUACAAUUUACUCGGAUUUUAAUGGAAAACUUAUACCCUCUCGCAUACCCUUGUCGGCGCUCGUGGGUGGACCUCUCGUCGGUGGUGAAUUCCCUGAUGGCGACGACGCUCCUCGGGCUGUUUCGAAAGACUACUUUAACAAAGUCUGCCCAAACCCUACAAUCAUCGAUACAUCGAUAAUUAACACCGAACAUGUCAGAUUCGAUGACGAUGUUUCUGCCCUUCAAGUUUUCAAUCUGUGGCUUGAUAAGAUAAACUCCAUGGACGACGACUGUAUUGAGCUGGACGUGCACAGCAAUACGAUAUUCGAGUUCUGGAUAUUUGGUAACAGAAAACGAGUGCUAUCGGUCUUUCCCCUACUUGUUCACAACCCAGUGGUCACAAACUGGGGAUGGUCACCCCUUGUUUACGCAGCCUAUGAGUCGAAUAGGCACCUUUUCCAGCCUUCGUCAUCCCUUCCAGCCGUGUUCAGAUCCCCAGAGGAGGACUACAACCAACCCAUCCCUGGCCUUCUCGCCCUUCAUGUGCGUCGAGGAGAUUUCGAGAACCACUGUCAACACCUCGCCAACUGGUCUGCCGAUUGGAAUGCAUGGAAUACAUUACCAGAGUUGCCUGACACGUUCGUGCGGCCGACGGACGGAGGGUGGGGCGAGACGUCCGAGGCGAACAUGAACAUGUACAUCCAGCGCUGUUAUCCGUCCAUUGAACAGAUUGUGGAGAAAGUAAAGGCUGUGGUAGCGGCGUCUGUGGAUCCUCUCAGAUAUGUGUACAUCAUGACGAAUGGUGCUGUUCCAUGGGUGGAGGAGCUCAAAACGUCGAUAAAAAGUUCAGGGAACUGGGAUCAUGUGGGAAGCAGCAGGGAUCUUCAGCUAACUUGGGAGGAAAAAUAUGUCGCUCAUGGGUUGGAUAUGUUUGUGGCAUCAAGGGCACAGAUUUUGAUCGGUAACGGGUGGUCAAGUCUGACAUCAAACGUCGUCUUGCUUCGUUUGGCUCAUAACAUGUCUCUCGAGAGCAAUCGAUUCUGGUAACGACAAGUCACGAAUGCACGAUCAAGAUCUUUCGCUGAACGCUUUCUGUCUUUUGUUGUCGUCAUCGGGGUCAAGUACAAUACCAUAUUUAUAGGCUAUAUUCUCGCAUUUUCCACUUGCUAAUGUUGUUUUUGCAUUGACGCUAUUGUGAUAUCGAGGGUAUGCAGAUGGGAUCGAAUGUUUUUCCACGGUGGCUAUGGAUUUUUUUCCAGUGCUUUCUUCAGGGGGCAUUUUCCAUGGGUAGUGCUGAUUUAGAGGAUGAAGUUCAUAUAAUAUUAAUAUAUACCACUACUUUAUCUGUAGUACUGCAGUCUUUACCGGAAUUUUGGGAGCCACAUGUACCGUAGGAUAGCGAAUGUUCGAAAUGCAGUGUCCAAGUUCUGCCCUGUGUCU